Molecule: messenger RNA, 3371 nt
Organism: Triplophysa rosa
Lineage: Eukaryota; Metazoa; Chordata; Actinopteri; Cypriniformes; Nemacheilidae
Product: protocadherin beta-15-like
Exons: 1
Coding region: 252-2666 (804 amino acids)
Biological process (GO): homophilic cell-cell adhesion
Cellular component (GO): plasma membrane
Molecular function (GO): calcium ion binding
Source: RefSeq, a predicted model, not a curated record
UUCAUAGUUCCUGUGAGUGCCUUAAAUGUCGUGCAGUUUUUUACUUGAACUCGUAGUGUCGCUGUUCACCUGUACCAUCAUCAUCUUUAACAUAUUACUUGUCUCCACCCUGUUGGUGAUGUAUUUGCACAACCAGCUUGUCUCGUAGACAACGUGAACCAUUCACUGAUCCUCGGACUUAGUGUAAUGUUAUCGAUUUUCGCUGUAUUUACAGUUUCUGUUGCAUUUUGUUUUAAUUUGCAUCAUCCCAAAUGGAUUUCCAAAGCUUUUUGGUAAAUGAAAGAAUGUGUGGCUUUUUGUUCUUCAUGAUCAUGGCGCACACCGCAAAUGGAGAUGUGAGCUAUUCCAUUCCGGAGGAGAUGAAGCGAGGAUAUGCGAUUGGAAAUAUAGCUAAAGAUCUUGGGCUCGAUGUAAACGGACUGUCGUCUCGUAAGGCUCGCAUUGACACUGAAGGUAACAGAAAACGAUACUGCGAUAUUAAUCUACAUUCAGGUGAUCUUAUUGUAGCGGAUAGGAUAGACAGAGAAGAUAUAUGUGAGAAGAAGGCUCCGUGCGUUAUAAAACAGGAGCUCGUGCUGGAAAAUCCAUUGGAGCUGUUCCGUAUCAUUCUCACUAUUGAAGACAUAAAUGAUAAUUCACCGCAGUUUACAGAAACUGUUAUUAAAUUCGAAAUAAGGGAAUCAUCGGUCAAAGGAUCUCGUUACUUGUUAGAUGAGGCCCACGAUGCGGAUAUUGGUGUAAAUUCAGUGCAGUCAUACACAUUACAAAAUAAUGAACAUUUUCUGCUAAGUGUCCUUUCAGCGGCAAAUGGAGGAAAAUAUGGAGAGCUCGUGCUGAAUAAAGAGUUGAAUCGUGAGCAGCAGAAAGAGGUGACUUUAAUUCUUACUGCGGUUGACGGUGGGACUCCACCGAGAUCAGGUACUGUAGCCAUACACGUCACUGUGCUGGAUGCUAAUGAUAAUGCUCCAGUCUUUAGUCAGGCCGUCUAUAAAGUCAGUCUGCCUGAAAAUUCUCCUGUAGAUACUGUAGUGGUUACAGUGAGCGCUACUGAUGCUGACGAGGGACAAAACGGAGAGGUGACAUAUGCAUUUGGCCAUUUGUCUGAAAACUUUAGACAGUUAUUUUUCCUUGAUGUGAAGUCUGGAGAAAUUAAAGUAGUUGGGAAUAUUGAUUAUGAGGAGAAAAACUCUAUCGAACUGCCAGUUCAAGCUAAAGAUGGUCAAGGGCUGGCAGGACGAUCUAUUGUAUUAUUAGAUGUUGUUGAUGUGAAUGAUAACGCCCCCAUUAUAAUAAUUAAAUCUCUGAAUAGUCCCGUUCCCGAGAAUGCGUCACCCGGUACAGAGGUUGGCAUCAUUAAUGUGCAGGACAGAGACUCUGAGAAUAACGGACAGGUGCGCUGCUCCAUUCAUCAAAAUAUCCCAUUUAAACUCGUUCCUUCAAUCAAAAAUUACUAUUCUCUAGUGACCACAGGUGAAUUAGACCGCGAGUUAGUGUCUGAUUAUAAUAUCACAAUUACUGCUACUGAUAAAGGCUCUCCCCCUUUGUCUUCGAUAAAGAAUGUUCACUUUACUGUAGCUGACGUGAAUGAUAAUCCACCUGUAUUUGAAGAGCAGAAUUACAGAGCUCGCGUGCAGGAAAAUAACAAACCGGGUUCCUCUAUUUGUUCAGUAUCAGCUACAGAUCCGGACUGGAGACAGAAUGGAACUGUAGUUUAUUCUCUGUUACCUUCUGAUGUCAAUGGCGCACCUGUUUCCUCCUUUUUAUCAAUUAACGGAGAUACCGGGGUCAUUAAUGCAGUGACGUCAUUUGAUUAUGAACAGAUAAAGAGUUUUAAAGUGCUGGUGUUAGCCAGAGAUAACGGUUCUCCUCCUCUGAGUAGUAACGUCACCGUGAGUGUCUUGAUAACGGAUGAGAAUGACAACACCCCUCAGAUAUUAUACCCCUCUCUGGAUGGAAACUCCUUCAUGACCGAGAUGGUACCCAAAGCUACUCAGGCGGGCUCCCUGGUGUCCAAGGUGAUCGCCGUGGACGCGGAUUCUGGACAGAACGCGUGGCUCUCCUAUCACAUUAUUAAAGCGAGUGAUCCGGGACUUUUCACUAUCGGUGUCCACAGUGGAGAAAUCAGGACACAGCGAGACCUUUCUGAAUCUGACAGCAUGAAACAAAACCUUAUUGUCUCAGUGAGAGAUAACGGACAGCCCUCCCUCUCUUACACGUGCGCAUUAUUUUUACUUAUAUCAGAUAACUUGGCUGAAGUUCCAGAACUGAAAGACAUGUCUCAUGACGAGAGCAGCUCCAAACUCACUUUUUAUCUGAUCAUCGCGCUGGUGUCCGUUUCCACUUUCUUCCUGACCUUCAUCAUCAUCAUCCUGGCCGUGAGGUUUUGUCGAAGGAGAAAGCCCAGACUGUUGUUUGAUGGAGCUGUAGCCAUUCCCAGCGCUUAUCUCCCUCCAAAUUACGCAGAGGUGGAGGGCGCGGGAACUCUCCGCAGCGCUUACAAUUAUGACGCAUACCUGACCACGGGCUCGCGCACGAGUGACUUCAAGUUCGUCAGAUCUUAUAAUGAAGGCACGAUGACUGCUGACCUGACGCUGAAAAAUACUCAAUCCGCUUUUAAUGAUCUUGAGGGACUUGAUGCGGAAAUUGUUGACUCGUUUAAGGUAUGAUUAAUUUGUUUUUCUUUUUAUAUCAUUACCGGUGUAAUGACUGAACGUCAAAUUUGCUUUUUUCCCUUUUUCAAAAUAUAAUUUUGCUCUUCUGAUAAAGAGGAAAUCAGUUAAGUUUCAGUUGAGUGCACAAAUAAUACACUUCUUACUUUUUUAGAUGGUAAAUUUGAAUUCUAAAAAGUAUUCCGUUAUACCUUCUUUUUUUAAAUACCAUUUAAAGCAGUUGUCGACCUUUGAGACGUUCCCUGUCGAUCCCGAAAUAUAGGCUAAUAGAAAAAUGAAUAGACAAUAAUGUUCAGUUUUGCAAGCGCAUCUCUCUUUCUAUUCAUUCAAUGGUUGUAUGUUUUUAAUUUCUGCAUGAAUCUUCUCUGUGUAAAUAAUGAUUCCCUGCGUGAGUUUUUAACACAUUUCAGUGUGAUGCGCGACUGCGCGUGAUCGCUCUUCAGUGUUUCUCUAAUGUCGGUGAUCACCGGUGAUGUAUUUUAAUGUUGAGCUUGUGUGAAAGACAACAGUCUCUUCACAAGGUUGUAAUUGUGAAUGAUCCGCGGGUCUGUCAGUGACGGUAAACUGCAUUUCAGUACAAUCUCAUGCGGGAGAUGACGUCCCUGCUGACAUCCUAUUUAUGAUUUCAAUUAGCUUAAUAUGAUAGCCUAUUCCAUUCUACAUUGUCACACAUUUGGCUAUUUUGUGAAACAGAUAAUUAUU